CCAGUCAUACGAUCUGUCAUCAUCCUCCGUACAAUGCGAAAAGGGAAGUUGAAAGAAGUGGGAGACGGAGACCGCGGAGCCUUAUAAGAGCCAAACCCGUAGAAGCUGUCUGGAUUCCCCCUACGCGGUUCACGGACACCCCGGUGCAACAAAGAUUACCCCGCAGACUCCAUUUGCGGCAGAUCGGUUGCUCCUGUUUAGUAGGUUCUACAGCUUUCCCUCCGCUUCGACGCUUGGGGGAAGGAAACAGACCAGAGUGACAUGGCGAGUAGAGGCGGAGCCACGAGACCCAACGGACCCAAUGCGGGCAACAAGAUUUGCCAAUUCAAACUCGUUCUUCUAGGAGAGUCGGCGGUGGGAAAGUCCAGUCUGGUACUUCGUUUUGUCAAAGGACAGUUUCACGAAUUCCAAGAGAGCACAAUCGGAGCUGCCUUCCUGACUCAGACGGUAUGCUUGGAUGACACAACGGUCAAAUUUGAAAUCUGGGACACGGCCGGUCAGGAGCGCUACCACAGCCUGGCUCCCAUGUACUACAGAGGCGCCCAGGCAGCCAUCGUGGUCUACGACAUCACCAACGAGGAGUCCUUUGUACGAGCCAAGAAUUGGGUUAAAGAGCUUCAGAGACAAGCCAGUCCGAAUAUUGUAAUAGCCUUGGCGGGGAACAAGGCUGAUCUGGCAAACAAGAGAGCUCUGGACUUCCAGGACGCACAGUCGUACGCAGACGACAACAGCUUGCUUUUCAUGGAAACGUCCGCAAAGACUUCAAUGAACGUGAACGAGAUCUUCAUGGCUAUCGCAAAGAAGCUUCCCAAGAACGAGCCGGCAGCUGCCGGAGCCAGCGGCGCCCGGAACCGGGGGGUGGACCUGACAGAGACGGCUCAGCCCGCCAGCCGCCCCUGCUGCAGUAACUAGCCCGGCUCCGCCUCCUCCUCCUCCUCACCUGCACACACGCCCCCUUCCACUCCCACCUCUCAGCCGAACAACACAGGUGGACGUCGGGCCCCCCGCCCGGCCGUCAGACCCGAUCUUCAUCCUCACUCCCCGGGAUAGCGAAAGACUCUGUAUAGCUUCAUUUCUAAUACUCUUUUGUUUAUGUUCUUUUUUUUUAAAACUUUUUUUAAGAAGUGUAUAUCAGUAUAAUGGAUGCAUGUAUCACUACACCGCCUGACGAGAAAACGACACAUUUCUAUCCUUUGGAAGACAAACCUGUUUGGGAACGACGAGCAAGCGCAAACUCUUUGUGAUCUAGCGUCCGGACCCAGGGGGGGAGCGGCCGUCACCUGCAGCAGUUCGGGGGCUUAAACGCUCAUUCACAGGGAGAGGAAAAUAACCUAGUUAACCCCCGCCACCACGAGUCGAGACGGGAACGGAUUUCUGCUCGUCCCACACGAGAUAACCCAAGAUUUUCCCAAAAGUCUGACUGAAAACAAACAAACAAAAAAGAGCUCACGUGGGGACAAAUAUUUGCCAAGGUAGUAAAGAGGAAGGGCGAAGACAGUCCAGCAUCCUCCUCAUCGAUGUUACAACAUCACCGUCUGUUCAUGUUUCCAUUCAGGCCAGAACUCCGCCCCCAUCUGUGUUGGCGGUCCGGCUCCCAAAGGGUGGAGGCUAAUAGAGCAGAUAAAUUGGAUUACUACUCUUCGUCUCAUUUAUGUGGAAACAAUAUAUAUACUCUAAUGUGGUUAUGAUAGAGUGCAAUUUUGUCUUUUCUUUGACUCCAGCUUGCAGAGCUCAUGGGCUCUCCAGGAAAUGUAUCCAGAGAUUCCGAACAAUUGUACAGUUCAGUCUUUUUUUUUUUUUUCCCCCUCUUUUUUAUGUCUUCAUGCUAAACCUUUGUCACUUUCUGCUCAAAUAUCAAACAGUGGUGAUCUUUUAGGCAUGUGUAGUGUUAUUAACCGACUCCCUCCGGUGUCUCGUCGUCACUUUGGUUUCCUCCAUGAAGGUCGGUGGGUGUGUUUGGGAGGAACUUCUACCGCGUCACAGUGUUGAUCACCUUUUAGUUGUUCGACGACCGCCCCCGGAUUUUGAUACCACGGACUGUACUGGACAUCGUUAACCUCCAGCUGUAAGCAGGUAGCAUCAUUAACCCAACCGGUGAUCUCUUCCAGCUCAAUGAAUUCUAAUGAUGUAAAACAGCAUUACUAGUGAUGGGCUGAUCAUUUUUGACUGUCUGAAAACAUCCAAUAAAGAGCUCUGAUAAAGAC
Molecule: messenger RNA, 2204 nt
Organism: Oryzias latipes (Japanese medaka)
Lineage: Eukaryota; Metazoa; Chordata; Actinopteri; Beloniformes; Adrianichthyidae
Gene: rab5ab
Product: RAB5A, member RAS oncogene family, b
Molecular function (GO): GTP binding; GTPase activity
Source: RefSeq, a predicted model, not a curated record